AGAAUAUAUAAUCUCCAGAAUUGUAAAAUCAAACAUAUUAAGUAAAAAUAAUUUUGGAUAAUUUUUUAUUUUAUAAGAGAUAAGAUUUAAAUAGUUGAAAUUUAUAAAUAUUUUAAUAAAAAUUUUUAUUUAAUAUGAUAAGAUAAUUUUUUAUAUAUAAAAAAGUAUAUAAAUAAAAAUAAAAUAUGUUAUGCCACAUAAUAAUUUUAUGCACUCUUGUUCAGUGACAUACUUGCAUUAUCCAUUUUAAGACUUAGCUUAUAUAUAUAUAUAUACACAUUACAUACUCUAUUCAAUGGGCCAUUUAACUUGUGUCUUCAAGACAAUACAAGCUCAAGAUAAUUUGUGGCCUUGUAAAGCCAGUUUAUGCGGUUCCAAGUACUGCCUGUUGUCUUUUUAAGUUUGACAAGUUUCUAGGAAAUAGCAAUUUCCGACAGAUUUUCCGGGCAGUUCUGAACAGAAAGAGGAAGUGGAGACUUGAGACCACAUAAAACUCUAAGCAUAUUAGGACAUGACACUUGUUAGAAUAAAAUUAUUUAAGAGCCAAGUUUUGUGGGUCUCUUUCUUUUUUUCUCUCUUCUUAAUUAUCUUGGACAAACAAAGAAAGCUUCAGAAACCUUGUUUAAAAGAAAAAUGGCAACAAAUUCAGCUUCAGAAACCUCAACCUUUCCUGCUGCUGAUGUUGACAAAGAAUUACAUCCUGCCCACAACAAGAAGCUCGAAGUUGAUUCUGUAUCAUCUGAUAUUGCUACCUCCAAGGAUCUUAAGGAACAAGAAGAGGCUACACAAAAGAAGAAGGAAAGGGAAAGAAGAAGGGAUGCUGUGCAAACACUCAAGACAACCAUCUUAGUUUCAGCAGUCAUUGUUGCUGUGGCUGGGGCAGCAUUUGCAAUUACCAGAAAAUUGAGAGAGAAGUGAAAUCCUAUUCUCCUUUUGCCCUUGGAUGGUGUUUUCAAUCUACUUUUUUUUUUAUUAUUAUUUUUCUUGAUAUCUUCAUUAUUUAAAAAAAAAAAAUGGAAUGUGAGAUCAUAGGCAUCCCCAUUUCCACUUAAUUAUUGUUGUGGAAGUAGUUAAAGAUUGGCAAUAUUGCCAUCUUUGUUAAUCCAAUUCAAAUACUGUGUUAUAAUAAAGUCAAAAUUUUGCAUUAGCCAAUUCAA
Molecule: messenger RNA, 1157 nt
Organism: Hevea brasiliensis (rubber tree)
Lineage: Eukaryota; Viridiplantae; Streptophyta; Magnoliopsida; Malpighiales; Euphorbiaceae
Exons: 2
Coding region: 634-918 (94 amino acids)
Source: RefSeq, a predicted model, not a curated record